ACGCGCCGUUCUCUCCUCAGUAUCACAUUUCGCACUGUACUCGGAGAAGGAGGAACCUCCAUGUGGGCAACUUUCGCCAACUUUUGACUGUUUUGAAAUGACUGUGCAGUUGUAACACCAUGUCGGAGUCGGUCGACUUGGAGGUACCUCCGUCCCCGGGGACCCCGACCCCGUCCCCCCAGGGCGGUAAAACAGGGCGUGGCGUAGUGAGGAAAAGAAGCGUCCGAAGGUGCAUUUCCACAGGCAAGGAGGAGGCCAUCCCACUGACGUACGGCCGCAACAGGGAGGAGUAUGACAAGAUUGUGGAGAGGGUGAUGUCGGACAAGGCUGUCCAGGCCGCCGUGGAGAGCCUCCAGGAACGCUGGAAGAUGAUCAUGAUUAUGCACGAGGACUGCAUGCAGAUGGUGGAGGACUGGGACGACCGGCAGUUGAAGAAGGCUCAGGCCAUUGAUGUGUUUCAGCUCCUCAUCGCUGUCAUGAUAGCCGUGUCGGUCCUAAUCCCGGUCAUGUGUAGUGUCUACAAGUGGGGAUGAUGAUGCUGCUGCUGAUGAUGAUGCUGCUGCUGAUGAUGAUGAUGCUCAUGUGGAUGGGACUAUGGUUGCAGAUGCAGGUUAAGUCUUACGCAAUUCCCACACGAACAAAGAUAUGGUUAGCCAUAGGAUUUUGAUGGUUGGCGUGGCAGACGACAAUGGUUCUGGACAAAGAAAUGAAACCCUCCAGUCGUCUGAACUUGCAAACGUCGUGGAGAAUGAUAAUUCUUAGCAACGAACGAGUGUGGUAGUGAAAAAAUAUGUUCAAGUGUAACUUGCGUGUCCCUCGUUGUACAGAUGAAUAUAGCUAGUUACAGUGUGCUAGAUGCAUGACACUGACUGGAAGCACUAGCCGACAUACGUCUCCCGGUGGGUCGGUAAUGCAUGGCCUCCCUCAAUGGAAGCCGAUAUGUCAGCGAAAGACUGUGACAAGGCGUACAUCUGUGAACUUUGCGUGAGUGAGUCAUUUACCCCUUGAAGCCGACUCCAGAUAUAUCACCACGGGGCGGAAAGGGCAUAACACGUGGGAAAUCAAACCCGGAUUUUCGGCUUGACGAGCAAACACUUUCACCACAAGCCUACUCCGCCGCCCCCGAGUGGACAUUGCAAAUGGCCUGACUACUUUACUUACCAGCAUGACAGGGGACGGUAGACGUGUUCCGUGUUAUAACAUCACAUAAUAAACAGACACUAAACUUCAA
Molecule: messenger RNA, 1231 nt
Organism: Haliotis rufescens (red abalone)
Lineage: Eukaryota; Metazoa; Mollusca; Gastropoda; Lepetellida; Haliotidae
Exons: 2
Coding region: 120-533 (137 amino acids)
Source: RefSeq, a predicted model, not a curated record